This is a messenger RNA of Branchiostoma belcheri (Belcher's lancelet), 576 nucleotides long. RefSeq lists its product as uncharacterized. The record is from RefSeq and is a predicted model, not a curated record. Bases 116 to 538 code for a protein of 140 amino acids. NCBI's taxonomy places the organism in Eukaryota, Metazoa, Chordata, Leptocardii, Amphioxiformes, Branchiostomatidae. The transcript has 3 exons.
AUAGCGGCAGCCGCCCGACACUCGGCAAACUUUACACCGCCGGAGAAAUCCCAGCCACAACGCUCGGGAAGGGCUCGCCUCUCCUCCAAAAAUCGUCUGCGGGUGUUGAGAACGGAUGGCUACCGCGGCAGCAGUCAAGGGUGGCGCGGCGCCCAGCAACAGGGCGGCCGCCUGCAAUAUUUGGGCGCUCGAUCAGAUAUGGAAAGCUCGCAUAGCCCAGGAGCACAGGGCUUACAAGAAAUGGCCCAUGGACUGGGGCUUCAUGGCUACGGAUUAUAAGGAUCUGGUGAAGGACGAAAUUCGGCCUCGGGACGGUCCCAAACUGGAGAUGCCAGAAACGUUACGCCUGCCCCCUAUCACCCCCAUCGAGAAGUACAUCAAGGUGGACAAGUCUCCGCCCUUACCCCGCUCCUCGGCCGGCUACAUCGGCUGGCGGUCGGGCGACAAACUGUACAACCUGGAGAGGUACGGAGGAUACGCGCGGGGGAAGGGAGGCCUGGUCCACCAGCUGAAGUGGCCGAACGAAGGUGUGGAUUAAAAACGACUAACUCUGGACUGUCCACUCCCGGAGAAGAA